Molecule: messenger RNA, 477 nt
Organism: Orbicella faveolata
Lineage: Eukaryota; Metazoa; Cnidaria; Anthozoa; Scleractinia; Merulinidae
Product: ORM1-like protein 1
Cellular component (GO): endoplasmic reticulum membrane
Source: RefSeq, a predicted model, not a curated record
GCGUCAUAGUUUACUUUCGCGUUUUGCGCACGAAGAAAUUUAUAAAAUACAGUUGUACAGUUCAGGACCUUAGUGGAGUGAACGGUAGAAAAUGAAGGCUGAGAGAGGCCUCAGUAUCAAUAAUCCGAACGAGUCCUGGCUUGAAAGCAAGGGGACUUGGUUUACGUAUGUGUUACUCAUAACUAUUGGUCAUUUGGUGAUUCUGAGCAUCCCGUUCUUCGAUACACCGACUGCCUGGACCCUCACAAACACCUUCCACAAUUUGAGUAUGUUUAUAUUUCUGCAUUACCUGAAAGGAACACCAUUUCAGACAGCUGAUCAAGGCAAGGCACGCAGACUAACGCACUGGGAGCAGCUUAACAAUGGCGAACAAUUCACAGAAACAAGAAAGUUCUUUACUCUGGUACCAAUUUUCCUGUAAGUUUGCCCUGAUUUAAUUUUGGUGGAAAGGAAGGGAUAGAACUGAUAAUCAAAAAA